This is a messenger RNA of Castor canadensis (American beaver), 4865 nucleotides long. Lineage: Eukaryota; Metazoa; Chordata; Mammalia; Rodentia; Castoridae. The record is from RefSeq and is a predicted model, not a curated record.
AUGAGCGUCACUUCCUGGUUCCUGGUGAGCAGCAGUGGCACCCGCCAUAGGCUACCACGAGAGCUCAUCUUUGUGGGGCGUGAUGAGUGUGAGCUCAUGUUGCAGUCCCGCAGCGUGGACAAGCAGCAUGCUGUCAUCAAUUAUGACCAAGACCGGGAUGAGCACUGGGUGAAGGACCUGGGCAGUCUUAAUGGGACGUUUGUCAACGAUGUGCGCAUCCCGGACCAGAAGUACAUCACCCUGAAGCUCAAUGAUGUCAUCCGCUUCGGUUACGAUCCCAACAUGUACGUGCUGGAGCGUGUGCAGCACCGUGUUCCUGAGGAGGCGCUCAAGCAUGAGAAGUACACCAGCCAGCUGCAAGUGAGCGUCAAGGGCUCUGUGCCCAAGAGAGGCGAGCCACUGCCAGAGCACACACCCUACUGCGAGUCCUCACACCCCAGGCCAGAGAAGGGGGACCGAAAACCUGGAGGAGAAGCGGUGGCUUACCGCACGCCCCUGUAUGGGCAGCCCUCCUGGUGGGGUGAAGAUGACAGUGCUACAUCACCCGAGGAUCGGCGCCAGGAGGAGCCUUACCAAGAGCGUCCCAAGGAGCCAUUGCCACAGGAUGGCGAGCUGGACGGCUUUCGUACCUCUGUUGAGCCUCAGGGCUACUCAUUCCGGCGUGAGCCCAGCUACUUUGAGAUCCCCACGAAGGAGGUCCCGCAGCCAUCACGGCCCCCAGAGGUGCCCACGAAGGAUGAGGAGAUGGACAGUGGUGGGGUUGCCCCAGUGGUACAGAGCCAUGCCUCCUUCACCAUUGAGUUUGAUGACUGCAGUCCUGGCAAGGUGAAGAUCAAGGAUCACAUCACCAAGUUCUCCCUGCGCCAGCGCCGGCCCCCCGGCAAGGAGGUCACACCUGUGGAUAUGGUCUCUGCUGAGACCAAGGUGGCCGAUUGGCUGGUGCAGAAUGACCCAAGCUUGCUGCACCGGGCUGGCCCAGGGGAUGAUCGCCACAGCACCAAGAGCGACCUGCCCGUCCACACCCGUACCCUGAAGGGCCACAAGCAUGAGGAUGGCACACAGAGCGACUCAGAGGACCCCUUGGCCAAGGCAGCCUCCAUGGCAGGGACCUCCACAGAGGCCUGUGGGGAGCAGGUGCGGCUGCAGAGGCAGAUCAAGCGGGACCCCCAGGAGCUGCUGCACAACCAGCAGGCAUUCGUCAUUGAGUUCUUUGACGAGGACACUCCCCGUAAGAAGCGCUCUCAGUCCUUCACACAUACCCCAUCUGGGGACCCCAAGGCUGACAAGCGUCGUGGCCCUGGGGCUGCUGACAGAGAGCGCCCCAGUGCCCCGGCCCGCACAUCAGGCAGCAGCUUGGGACCACAGAGAGCCAGCUCGCUCAAACGGGAGAAGACAGAGGAGCGGUUAGGAAGCACUGCACCUGCCACCCGCACCCCCGGCCGCCCCUUUGGCAGCGUGGGGCGCCGCUCCCGCCUGGCUCAGGACUUCAUGGCCCAGUGCCUGCGUGACAGCUCCCCGGCCUCCCGGCCUGGCCCUGAGAAGGUACCCUCAGUGAUGCCUGCCCCUCUGACGCCCCGUGGGACCAGCCCUGUGGCCCCCUCAACCCCUCCACCCACUCCAGCUGACCCCCAACUGACCAAGGCUCGCAGACAGGAGGAGGAUGACAGCCUUAGUGAUGCAGGCACCUACACCAUCGAGACAGAGGCGCAGGACAGGGAGGUGGAGGAGGCCCGAAAGAUGAUUGACCAGGUUUUUGGGGUAUUUGAGUCCCCUGAACUCUCCAGAGUGUCCUCAGCCACUUUUCGCCCAGUCAUCAGAGGAGAUAGAGAUGAGUCUAGUGAUGGGGGCGUGGCCCAGCGGAUGGCCUUACUACAGGAGUUUGCUUCCCGGCCUCAGUGCACAGUCCCCCAGGUGGAGCACCAGGGCCUCCUGCUUCCAGGCUCCCCUGGGGGUCAGAAGUGGGUAUCUCGCUGGGCCAGCCUGGCUGACAGCUACUCAGACCCAGGUCUGGCAGAGGAUGGCCCUGGACACAGAACUGGAGAGCCUGAGGGGACACUACCUGUGCGUACACGGCGACUGCUCCCUCAGCUACCCAGUGACAGGUCUGACAGCCCUGCAGGCCCCGAGGCUGCCAGGAGAAGUGGGCCAGGGCCACCAGAGCUGGGCAGUGAGCAGGCCAGCCACCUCGUGGGCCAAGAGGACUUGGACCCUGACAGCCUCAGUGAUGCCAGUGGGUCAGACGGGGGCCGGGGCCCUGACCUUGGCAUGGAGCAGCAGGGGGAGAGACGUAGGAGCCCUCAGGAGGGACCAGCAUGGUCCAGAGGCCAGCGCUCUCCAAGGGUCCCUGGGGAGCCAGCCCCCACCUCUUUCUUCAUUGGGGACCAGAACGGGGAGAGCACCUUCCCCAGGAAACCAUUUGUAGCUCCUGGGGAGGUGGAAGGCUCAGGGAGGGUGGCCCAGACCAGCCCCCCAGCAGGGGAUGGCAUGUACGUCAGCACCAGUGGGCGGGUGAUCAUUCAGCUGCACACAGGGCGGUCCGCAGAGCCCAACAGCACUGGCCCAGUUCCACCCAAGGAGGCCCUGGCCUUUGUCCGACAAGAAAGCUUCACCAAGGAGCCGGACAGUGGCCCCUCAGCACCUGGCAAGCUCCCACACAUCUCCAGCCACCCCCUCCUGCAGGACCUGGCCACAGCCCGAGCCUCGCGCAUGGACUUCCACACUCAGGACACCCACCUGAUCUUGAAGGAGACUGAGACAGCCCUGGCGGCCCUGGAGGCCCGACUGCUCUCCAAGUCUGCAGAUGAAGUGGGUGAGGAGGGCAGCACCCCCAGGCCACUGGAGGACUCCUUGUCUGGGGAUUCAGAUGUGGACACAGCCAGUACUGUCAGCCUGCUCAGUGGUAAGAAUGGACCCGGCCCAAUGACCCCCCAGACCCCAGGGCCACAGAAGGAGACUGUGCUGUCUCCGCCAGCAGCACCAGACCCAGGGGGUGCUGCCCUGGGCAAUGCCAGAGACCGGCUGUCAGAGAAGCAAAAUCGCCCACCAUGCCCAACAGACCUGGGCCGCGGAGAUGCAGCCCGACGUCCAGCUGUGCGGCGUGGCCACGGGCCCCGAGGGUCCCUCGACUGGCCUGAUGAAGAACGAGGCUCUGGUCUUACCAACUCACACAACACAGACAUAGUCACCUCCAACCACGAGGCCACAGAGGCCACUGGAGCAGGUCGGCCAGUGCCUCGCCGGAAACCAGCGCCACCCCCACCGUCCCCAGCCGCUCGGGAAGAGCAGAGCCGUGGCUCCACCAGUGCCCAGAAGGUGCAGCAGGCACUGACCCGCUCUAAUAGCCUGUCUACCCCGCGACCCACAAGGGCCUCUCGGCUCAGGCGUGCCCGGCUGGGGGAUGCGUCAGACACUGAGGCUGUGGAUGGUGAACGGGGGGCCCCAGCCAACCCUGAACCAGCAAGCCGGCCAGCCACAGAACAGUCCAAGAAGCUGACACGCCUGGACAUCCUGGCCAUGCCCCGGAAGCGGGCUGGCUCCUUCACAGGGCCCAGCGACUCCGAGGUGGCCCCUACCCGCACUGGCUUCUCUGGCCGCAGUGCUGAGCUGUACUGUGCCAGUCGUAAGCCCACCAUGGCCGAGGCCCGUGCUGCUGCCAGGAAGGCCACCACCACUGCUGCCAACAUGGGCCCCCGCCAGCCUUUCAGCAGGGCUCGCCCAGGCAGCGCCAGAUACUCCUCCAACACGCGUCGCCGGCAGCAAGGCUCGGAUUGCACAUCCACCUCCGAGGAGGAGUACGGCUCCCACCAUGGGUCCCCCAAACACACACGCUCCCAUGCCUCAACAGCCACGCAGACACCACGGGCCAAUAACUCUGGCCGGGCUCGCUCUCGGCCUCCUGGCUCCCGGGACACAGAUGAUGAGGAGGAGCCGGACCCUUACGGUUUCAUCGUGCAGACAGCAGAGAUAGCUGAGAUUGCCAGGUUGAGCCAGACACUGGUGAAGGAUGUCGCUAUCCUGGCCCGGGAAAUCCAUGAUGUGGCUGGAGAUGGUGACUUGCUGGGCUCAUCAGGGCCCACUCAUAGCCCCUCUCUUGGGAACAUGCCCAACACCCCUGCCUCCACCAUCUCCGCCCAUGAGGAGCUCGUGCAGCGCAUCCCUGAGGCCAGCCUCAACUUCCAGAAGGUGCCACCUGGCUCCCUGAACUCUCGGGACUAUGACCAGAACAUGAACGACAGCUGUGAAGAUGCCAUGGCCAACAAGACAAGGCCUCGGAACCGUGAGGAGGUGAUCUUUGAUAACCUGAUGCUGAACCCAGUGUCCCAGCUGUCACAUGCCAUCCGCGAGAACACAGAGCAUCUCACUGAAAAGAUGAAGAUCCUCUUCCAGAACACGGGCCGAGCAUGGGAGGACCUGGAGGCCAGGAUCAAUGCUGAGAAUGAGGUGCCCAUCCUGAAGACAUCCAACAAGGAAAUCAGCUCCAUCCUGAAAGAACUGCGGCGUGUGCAGAAGCAGCUUGAAGUUAUCAAUGCCAUCGUGGACCCCAGUGUGAACCUGGAUCUGCUCACGGGGAACAGGGGUUCCACGGGCCCAGCCCAGCCUGGAUUCGGGAAGGGCCGGACGGCAGCCCAAAGCCCAUCCUCAUCUUCCUCAGUAGAGACCUUGCUCCCGGCUGUGCCCUUGAGGAGUUUCCCACAGCGGGCCAACUGCGGACUACCUGGUGUCCCAGAGCCCGUCUUCCUCCCUGAUGCAGAGAGGUUCCUGAUCUAGGCCACCUGGCUGGGCGAGGCCAGUCUCCCAUGUGCGUGUGUCCUGUGCCUGCCUGUCCACCUCAUGGCCCACUUGCCUGGCCACAGGCCAUUCUCUGU